Rosa chinensis is the source of this 1632-nucleotide messenger RNA. RefSeq names its product ABC transporter F family member 4. Lineage: Eukaryota; Viridiplantae; Streptophyta; Magnoliopsida; Rosales; Rosaceae. The transcript is spliced from 3 exons. The record is from RefSeq and is a predicted model, not a curated record. The coding region runs from base 364 to 1317 and encodes 317 amino acids.
UCAAUACGUUAUGCGGUCCUCUCUAUUUAGCCUAGCCCUACUUGUUUGCAAACGUAACCGACUCGCUCAUCCGCCAUAGCUCCUCUCUCUCUCUCUCACAAUCCCCAAUCUCCCACAUCUCUCUCCCAAACCCUAAUUUCCUCCGAUCUCCGAGACUCUUUGAUUUCGCGGGAUCAAUAUAUAUAUAGCUCCCCUCUUGCGGAUUUUUAUUUAUUUAUUUGAUUGUGAUUUUGUUUGUACAUACAAUAUCUAUUAUUAGGUCUCCGUUUGCGGGAGUCGGAGCCGAUUCGAUUUUUGCAGAGAGUCGACGACGAGAAUUUUGGGCAUCGCAAAAUCUGAGUGUUGGAAGGAAGGAACAAACAGAUGGUAGGCGGUGGAAACAGGAGAGACGAGGGCUCGCUCGUCAUCAAGAACACCAACGUUUUCGCGGCGCUCGAGACUCUGAGGAAGAAGAAGAAGUCCGAUAAGAAGAGCAGAGGGACCUCCAAGGACCACUCAGGGCAGCCCAAGGCCCCUGAGCCACAGGUGUUCUGGGCGCCUGCUCCCUUGAACGCCAAGUCGUGGGCGGAUGUGGAUGAUGAAGAUGAUGAUGACUAUUAUGCCACCACCGCCCCGAUUCAGCCGGUCUGGGGAUCCUCUCAGCCUCAGCCGAGUAAGCACAAGGCUGCCAAUGUAGAGGAAAGUGAGAGUGAAGAAGAUAUUCUUGAUGAAGGUGAUGAAGAUGAGGAAGAGCAUGAUCAUGAACCAGAGGCUCCAGUUCAGCCUGAGCCAGUGGUGAAGAAGCCUGCUGAGGUUCCUGCCCCACCUAAGGAGGCAGAAAAGCAACUUUCAAAGAAGGAGAGAAAGAAAAAGGAACUGGCAGAACUUGAAGCUCUUCUAGCUGAUUUUGGAGUUACCCAGAAGGAGAGUGACAGUCAAGAUGAAUCACGUGGUGUUGCCCAAGACAAGGAUAGUGUACCAAAUGGAGAUGCAGAAAGGAAGGAAAAUCAUCCUGCAGAGUCCAAAAGCUCCAAGAAGAAGAAAAAGAAGGAUAAAGCUUCUAAGGAUGCAAAAGAAUCACAGGAUCAACCAAACAACUCAGGGGUCACUAAUGGACCAAGUGAAGCUGCAGGAACUGAACAGACGGAGGAGGACACAUCAACUAUUGAUGUGAAAGAGAGACUAAAGAAGGUGGCAACUGCCAAGAAGAAGAAAUCUACCAAAGAGUUGGAUGCGGCUGCAAAAGCUGCUGCUCAAGAGGCUGCUGCCAGGAGAGCAAAACUUGCUGCAGCCAAGAAGAAAGAGAAGAACCAUUAUAACCAGCAGCCUCUGCGGUAAAAGCCCAGUUUUGUUCAACAUGUCAAAUAUGAGCAUGUAAUUUACCAUUGUUCAUAUGGUCAAGUUGUGCGAAAUAAAGAGUGGGUUUUGGGUCUGGUUUUGUUGAAGAUGACCUUAAUUGUAUUGCGGUCGGUUGACUACAGGAAGUUUCACUUGGGCUUUUUUGUUUACUCAGUUGCAUUAGACAUAUAUGUGGAUUUACCAGUUUUGCUCAUUGCAUAUUAUUCCUUGGAAAGUAGUUAACCAGAUAUAUAUAUAUAUCAGAUCUCUGUAUUGGUUCUUCCUCCAUAUUGCUGAGAACUUAUUCUGGAUUAA